This is a messenger RNA of Lichtheimia ornata, 936 nucleotides long. RefSeq lists its product as uncharacterized. The transcript has 5 exons. NCBI's taxonomy places the organism in Eukaryota, Fungi, Mucoromycota, Mucoromycetes, Mucorales, Lichtheimiaceae. The record is from RefSeq and is a predicted model, not a curated record. The coding region runs from base 1 to 936 and encodes 311 amino acids.
AUGUCACAAGUCAAAGCUUCUCCACCUCCACAAACACAAUCACCCUUCUCUCUCAGUCACAGUAACCAAGACUUGCACUCCACCCAUCGCAUAAUGACUCGUCGGGCAAGCCGAUCAGCACAAUCAAGUUCCACUCCUUCUACUACUAAGCACGACACUAUUCAGGAGAACGAUAUCACUGACUCGGAACCCAUCGGUCGUAUGACAACACGCUCUCGGUCAACCGACGUGAAUACCCAAACAUCAUCUUCUGCAGAGGAAUCCUCAUCCACCAACAAUACUACCACUACUCCAUCAUCCAAUGCAACCACCAAACGCCACGUGCGUACAAAAAGAGUGACAAAGCCAUCACCUUCCUCCUCCUCGUCUUCACCCACUAAUACAUCCAUGCGACGGAGGCGAGCUGCUGCAAACAAGGAUACGAAACCCGCUGGGAUGAUGAAUGCUAUCAAGCAACAAAGGCUAGCUGAACUUGAUGAGCUUGAGCAAUCUAUUUUGAAUGGAACACAUGAAGAGUAUCAAGAGCGUAUGGCAGAUGCAGAAAAGAAGCGCAUGGAUCAACGACGAAUCGCCGAACAACGGCGUCAUUUGGAGGAGGCUGAUAUUCGGCAUACAUUUGAUGCCUGUAAAAAGGCGGCUUAUGACCAAUUUCAUCAAUCUAAAGCUGCCUUGCGUAAACAAAUGAUCACCCAAGUCCAGGCUCAAAUUAAACGGCUUGAGGAGGAAUGGCAUUCUCGUCAAGGUUUCCCUGCCGACGACGAUCAGGAAAUUUUUGAUUGGGUGCCACCCGACCGACAGACUUCAAUUCAUAUCCUUUUUUUUGUGCAACCUAAUAUUAGCUCAGCAUACUUUCAGGCACCAUCAUCAUCAUCAUGUCUUUCCACCGAUGAGAUUAUGGAUGAUUUGAAAAUAGCCACCGCUGUACCUUACUCCUGA